AUGGCGUUGUCGCGACAUCACGCGGCUCUUACGAGACCACGAUCAGUGGAGGAAAUUGUGAAGGAGGCCCAGGACUUCGAAUUCAAUACAAACAGGUCCCUGCAACAAUGGCUUCGAGCUUCGAAAAUGCUAUUGACCGAAGCAGCGAUUUGCGAACAAGAAGGCAGUCUUGCUAUGGCCUACCUCUAUCUUUAUCGCCACGCCGAGCUCGUGCUUAGCAGGCUGCCGCAACACCCAGAGUAUAGGGACCCAAAAUUCAAAGAAGACCUUUCUCAAGCUCGCAAGACACUUCAAAGAAAUAUCGUAAAGCUGGAACAAUGGAAGCCUCGCAUUAACCAGGAGCAUGAUCGAUAUACGAAAGCCAUGGAGAGAAAAUUGGCAGAGAGGCAGCGAGUGCAGAACGAAUUCGAUCAAGCUGCCCGGGACCGAGCUUCGUAUACUUCCUCUCGCCGGAGUUCAGCUGCUAGUAUCAGCGCCGAGCAUUACAUGCAAGCUUUGAAGGCCAAUGAGAAUCGAGAAUUUGCCGUCAACCUGGCACAGCGAGAGAUUAGGCGUCGUGAUGCGUCCAGGCAAUCGACAACGCAAGCUGGAAUUUCUCCCGCAACAGUAGCCGAGCGCAGGAAAGGACUCGUCGCGCAGGAAGAUUCCUAUUUUGACGAUCGAAAAGAGUUCAACGACGGCUCUCUAUACGACUACUCCGCCUCAGAACUCGACACCCCUCCCCCACGCCCGCCAAAAUCCAACGCAUACUCAACCCCAGCUUCAGCAAGUCCCUCCCCACCACCACCAGGAGACCAAGCCACUCCAUCAAAAUACACCUUCAAACCCACAGCCUACACAGAAUCCGGCUCUCCCCUCCGCACCGUCCUCCUACCCCCGGACCUCCGCCAAAAAUUCCUCAACCUAGCCCACCCCAACACAUCCCGCAACCUCGAAACCUGCGGAAUCCUAGCCGCAACCUCCAUCUCCGGCGCCCUCUUCAUCACCCACCUCAUCCUCCCAGACCAAACCUCCACAUCCGAUACCUGCGACACAACCGACAUCGGCGACAACGCUCUCUUCGACUACUGCUCAGCCCAAAACUUGCUGGUAUGCGGAUGGAUUCAUACCCACCCUAGUCAAUCCUGUUUCCUCUCAUCUCGAGAUUUACAUACGAGCUCGGGAUAUCAAGUCAUGUUACCCGAAGCAAUCGCGAUCGUAUGUGCCCCGAGAUUCGUGCCUGAUUGGGGAAUUUUUCGCUUGACGGAUCCCCCCGGAUUACCUUACGUUUUGGAGUGUAGGAGGCCGGGGAUUUUCCAUGCGCAUGAGGAAGCGAAUUUGUAUACGGAUGCGUUGGGGGGUUUGGGACAUGUGGUCGAGGGGCCCGGGUUGGGGUUUGAGGUUGUGGAUUUGAGGAAGUAG
Molecule: messenger RNA, 1401 nt
Organism: Pseudocercospora fijiensis CIRAD86
Lineage: Eukaryota; Fungi; Ascomycota; Dothideomycetes; Mycosphaerellales; Mycosphaerellaceae
Exons: 2
Coding region: 1-1401 (466 amino acids)
Biological process (GO): protein K63-linked deubiquitination
Cellular component (GO): endosome; membrane
Molecular function (GO): K63-linked deubiquitinase activity; protein binding; metal-dependent deubiquitinase activity
Source: RefSeq, a predicted model, not a curated record